UGUAAUUUAGACCAAUAAGCACCACUGAAUCACAGUGUCAUCUUUAUGGCGCACUUAUGCUACCCGUUUAGUUAAGAAUGCUUUUAUUAUGAUUUCAUAAUGUAAAUAGUUGAAGAAUAAGUAUCGCGGAUGUUUUAAGUCAAUCAUUAGUACCCAAGCCAGCUAGCUGUCUCUCUCUAAAGCGCAGCCUUUGUUACUCAGUUGUAAAUCGAAACAAUGACUUCAGCCUCUACCAAGGUUGGUGAGAUCUUUUCUGCAGCUGGAGCUGCAUUCACAAAACUGGGAGAGCUGACCAUGCAGCUGCAUCCAGUGGCAGACAUUAGUCCAGCAGGGGCACAAAUAAAAACAACAGUCAAGAGGAAGAUUUAUGAAGAUGGUGGAGCGCCUUUAUCCACUGAUUCACCAAAGAAGAGUACCAAAAAGGUGGCGGUUUCUAUGGCUCCCCCAGCCCCACCUAAAGUCAUCGCUGUGCCAACCUCUCAGGUUGUGGUGACUGCGGGUUUACAGCGGCCAACCACUGGUCCAUCUAGCAUUAAGUCAUCAAAGACGGCAGAUGUCACUCUCAGUGCACUGAAUGACUCUGAUGCCAACAGCGAUCUGGUAGAUAUCGAGGGCUUGGGUGAUAGUUCCACAUCUAAAAAGCUCAAUUUUGAUCAAGCAGAUAGUCUAAAUCUCGACUGCAGUCUCAUCAUGAAUUCCAGUGACUUGCCAUUGUUAUCCCGUUGAAAUCGUCUGCAACAUACAAUCAGGAAAAGGAACUAAUCAUGUCACUUCAGUGCGGGGUUCAAGAAACUUGCGUUUUUUAAUCUGGAGACAGUUCUCUUUUUUUCAAGGAAAAGUCUCAUUUCUAAGUUAAUAGUGAAGCUAGGCAUAUUUUACCAAUGAAGGACACAGUUUUAAGAGGCCGGCAAAUUUUGCUUAACACAUUUUUCUGUUCAGGGUCCAAAAUGCAUGAUUUUAAAAUAAGUUACUGUAAAGGCAUUAUUGUGUACUUUUUUUUUCAACCAUCAUCAAUAAAGUAUUAUGACCAUUACUUUGUUUUUGGGGGAAAGUUGUGCAAAAACCUUGAAAUGUGUUGUUGAGUGUCAAUGCUUUGCUUGGUACAUUGUUUAAAAAGGGGGGGAUGGGGGUUGAUUUAUGAUGUUUUUUUUCCUUAGACAUUUUGUAAUAUCUUUGGUCUGUUUACCUCAUAAUAUACUUUUAUUUUAUUUUUUACACAAAACAAAAAAAAUACUACUUUUAGACUGGGGUUUAAGUCAAGAUGAUCUUCAUCCAGGCUCUUCUAGAAACCUCUGUGGCAUCUUCCACUACAUAAAUGCAGCUAAAGCAAGUUGUCUUAUGUUGACUUAAGGUGUUUUGACCUGUUUUAUCGAUCUGAUCUGAAACGGUCUGUUGGCAUAGUCUAAUAACUUUUGCAUAAUUGGGCUGUUAACAAAUUGGUCAUAUAGUCUUAAGCCUACCGAAGUUGUAACAUUAAGAACAACUAAAUCAGCAUUAAAUCACAGAUUUGAUUUCGUGUUUGAAAAGAGUAAAAUACAGUCCAUCUGAUCUCCUCAUAAACAAUCCCACACUUUCUGCCUAUAUCUCUGUUCUUGCUCAUUGGUUAUAAUAACCUCACUAAGUGUGAGAUUUAUAAUCUCAUGAAAUCCACCAGCCAUGGUGUAAAAUCAGAUCUGUAUCCGAAUGACAUUUCUAAAGAUCGCACAGUUUGGCUUUCACCAGUCCAUCACAGACAGACUAAAACCACAAUUACCUGCCUUUUUUUUGUACUGUAAAUAAAAUAAUUUCACUCAAA
This is a messenger RNA of Cyprinus carpio (common carp), 1795 nucleotides long. Its product is annotated as BPTF-associated chromatin complex component 1-like. Lineage: Eukaryota; Metazoa; Chordata; Actinopteri; Cypriniformes; Cyprinidae. The record is from RefSeq and is a predicted model, not a curated record. Gene Ontology annotation, cellular component: MLL1 complex; NURF complex.